Molecule: messenger RNA, 321 nt
Organism: Penicillium malachiteum
Lineage: Eukaryota; Fungi; Ascomycota; Eurotiomycetes; Eurotiales; Aspergillaceae
Exons: 2
Coding region: 1-321 (106 amino acids)
Source: RefSeq, a predicted model, not a curated record
AUGACUUCUGCUCCAACGUAUUCCGAAGCCGAAUGGCGAAAACUGGUUAAAAUGCAGGCCGAGAUUGCGGAGGAACGUCGCGCCGCUCUCGAAGCCAGUCAAGAGGCCAUGGCUCGCCUGAUGCGUCUUGACCGCCAUGAAGCCUUGCUCCGCGAUCGGGCUGGUGACUUCAUUGCCCGUGAUUACAAUAAGAUUGCCCAGCUCGAGGAACUUGAGCGUCGUGAGAAAGAAGAGAUCGAGCGUCUCGAAAAAGAACGUGUCGAGGCCGAUCGUCGUAAAGAGUUCUUGCGGCAACGUGUGCUGGUGGUGAUCCUACUCUGA